Messenger RNA from Lachancea fermentati, 657 nucleotides. The record is from the annotation of a GenBank genome assembly. NCBI's taxonomy places the organism in Eukaryota, Fungi, Ascomycota, Saccharomycetes, Saccharomycetales, Saccharomycetaceae.
AUGCCAGUCAAGAGGAGGUCUAUGCCUAAAAAGACGGUUUCGUUCUCCGACGAUGAAACUUUGAUUCGGACUCGUCAAUUAAAUGGUAAGAAAAUGCCUGUCGAUCACUAUAAUCCACCCGUUUAUGUGCGAAAGACCUUAUUAACAGUUCCAUUUCAUCUGCUGCCACUACUCUACCACUUCAUAAAAUGCUCUGACAAUUAUGAUGUGGCAAAGCUUCUAUGUUUCUUAAUUCCUUUACAAUCUCUUUAUUUGAUUUUUCAAUUCAAUAGAAGCACUGUUUAUGGAAAUAAAAUAUUGAAAAUUCACUUUGGGCUUUUAUUCAUAUCUCUGGCUGCAAGCCUGUUACUCACAUUACCAUGUAUGGCUAUGAUCAUUCUAUUAGGUGCACCAAUGACUCAAUUGCUAAAAGAGACGUGGAUAUUGGCGGCACAUUGCUGCUUCUUGGCGUAUCCGGCUGUUUAUUCUGUGUUCAACUGUGAUUUCAAGGUAGGGAUAUUCAAAAAGUACUUCGUAAGUAUUGCCCUGGGGUGUUGGAUAAGCUGCGUGGUUCUUCCAUUAGACUGGGAUAGAGAUUGGCAAGAAUGGCCUAUUCCCAUCGUCGUCGGCGCCUACCUUGGGGCAUUUGUUGGCUACCCGGCGUGUUCGUACAUAUAG